AGGCACGAGCUGCACGAGGACCAGGAGGAGGAGGAAGAUGAUGAUGAUGAUGAUGAUGGAAACGGAGACGACUCGGUCUCUCUGAUCUGGGAGAUGAGUGGCGGCGCGUGCGCGCGCGCGUGCCUUUUCCGUGGGCUCGGAAUGAUGAUGAUGAUGAUGAUGAUGCUGAUGCUGAUGCCGUUCGCGAGCGAGGAGGAGAGAAGGUGAAGAGGAGGAGGAGGAGGAGGAGGACGCCGCGCGGAGGGAGAGAAGAGGAGGAAGGCGCUCGUGCUCACCACCCGCCGCUGCCAAUGGAUCGCGCGAGCCUGCGAAUUUUCCACAACCAAUUGUCGAUUUGACAGCGCGGACGGACUCGCGCGCGAGGCGGCGAGUUGCGUGUGGAGCCAAAGAUCACACAGUGCUGGAUCUCAGAAGGACUUUAAGAGUGGACGGACCCUUGAGGGUGUAUGGAGCGCUCAAGGACGACGCAAGGACGGCCGGGGACUCGGGCCUGCCUCUGGUUGGGCCUUGUCUCCGUGGCGACAACCUUUAUGUGCACGGAGGCUCGGGCCUCGCCGACCUCCGACGCCCCUGGCAAUGUGACUUGUACGGACGUAUCAUCAAAAUGCAGGCCGGGCAUCAUUUUGCCCAUCUGGUACCCCGAAGACCCUUCCAUGGGCGACAAGAUCGCAAGGGUCAUUGUGUACUUUGUUGCCAUGAUCUAUAUGUUCUUGGGCGUUUCUAUCAUCGCCGACCGCUUCAUGGCAGCCAUCGAGGUUAUCACCUCUCAGGAGAAGGAGAUAGUGGUCAAAAGGCCCAAUGGGGAGACCACCACCACCACCAUACGAGUCUGGAAUGAGACUGUGUCCAACCUGACCCUGAUGGCUCUAGGAUCUUCUGCUCCGGAGAUCCUGCUGUCAGUCAUUGAAAUCUGCGGCCACGACUUCCACGCUGGCGAGCUUGGCCCGUCCACCAUCGUGGGCAGUGCGGCCUUCAACAUGUUCGUGAUCAUUGGCCUGUGUGUGUCGGUGAUUCCGGAUGGUGAGGUGCGCAAGGUGAAGCACCUUCGCGUCUUCUUCGUCACAGCUGCUUGGAGUGUCUUCGCAUACGUUUGGCUCUAUAUGAUCCUGGCCGUCUUCUCACCGAACGUUGUGCAGGUUUGGGAGGGCUUACUGACGUUAGCCUUCUUCCCCAUAUGUGUCUUGCUGGCCUGGGUGGCUGACAGGCGCUUGCUGUUCUACAAGUUUGCCCAAAAAAAGUACCGUGCUGACAAGCACCGUGGCGUCAUCAUCGAGACGGAAGGUGAACGCUCCAAAGGUGGCAUUGAGAUGGACGGCAAGAUGGUCAACUCGCACUUCAUGGAUGGCGCCAACAGCAACCUGAUAGGCUUGAUGGAAGGCAAAGAAAUGGACGAGUCUCGCAGGGACAUGAUCCGGAUCUUGAAGGACCUCAAGCAGAAGCAUCCAGAGAAGGAUCUAGAUCAGCUUGUGGAGAUGGCCAACUACUACGCCCUGUCACACCAACAGAAGAGCAGAGCCUUUUAUCGCAUCCAGGCAACGCGUAUGAUGACCGGCGCUGGGAAUAUCCUGAAGAAACACGUGGCAGAACAGGCUAAAAGGAGCACAAGUGUCCAGGAGGUUCAUGUUGAGGAGCCGGAGGACUUUGUGACGAGGAUUGCCUUUGAGCCGGCUACAUAUCAGUGCCUAGAGAACUGUGGUGCCGCCCUGCUGACCGUCGUGCGCAAAGGGGGCGACGUUGCCAAGACCAUCUAUGUGGAUUACAAGACAGAAGAUGGUUCAGCUAACGCUGGUGCGGAUUACGAGUUCACAGAGGGCACCGUGGUAUUUAAACCUGGCGAGGUAAUCAAAGAGAUCACCAUUGGCAUCAUCGAUGAUGACAUCUUCGAGGAGGACGAGCACUUCUUUGUGCGGUUGAGCAACGUCCGCAUUCUGGAGCUGGAGGACGAGGUGCUGUCGCCCAACAGCCUCCCGUACCCCAAGGCCGUGCUGGGAUUUCCCGCUGUUGCAACAGUGACUAUUCUCGAUGACGACCACGCUGGCAUCUUCACGUUCGAAAGCGAGUCCCUCCACAUAAGCGAGAGUGUGGGUGUCAUGGAAGUGAAGGUACUGCGGACAUCUGGAGCCAGGGGGACCGUCAUUGUGCCGUUCCGAACAGUGGAGGGACUUGCAAAGGGAGGCGGAGAGGACUUCGAGGACACGUACGGGGAGCUGGAGUUCAAAAACGAUGAGACCUGUAAAACCAUCCAGGUCAGAGUAAUUGACGAUGAGGAGUACGAGAAAAAUAAAAAUUUCUUCCUGGAGCUGGCCGAGCCUCGCAUGGUGGACAUGAGCCUGCAAAAAGACAUUCCUGACAGGAAGUUGUCCUCCGAGGAAGAGGAAGCGAGGAGAAUAGCUGAGAUGGGAAAGCCGAUCCUGGGAGAACACUCCAAACUGGAGGUCAUCAUAGAGGAGUCCUACGAGUUUAAGAGCACCGUGGACAAGCUGAUAAAGAAGACUAACCUGGCGCUGGUGGUCGGCACGAACUCGUGGAGAGAGCAGUUUAUGGAGGCCAUUACGGUCAGUGCAGGAGAUGAGGAUGAAGAUGACACAGGAGAGGAGCGCCUCCCGUCCUGUUUUGAUUAUGUCAUGCACUUUCUGACGGUUUUCUGGAAGGUUCUGUUUGCCUGUGUUCCUCCGACUGACUACUGGAACGGCUGGGCGUGUUUCGUCAUCUCCAUCAUCAUCAUCGGCCUUCUAACGGCCGUCAUCGGCGACCUGGCCAGCCACUUCGGCUGCACCAUUGGCCUGAAGGACUCGGUCACAGCCGUGGUGUUUGUGGCCCUCGGCACUUCUGUGCCAGACACCUUUGCCAGUAAAGUCGCGGCCGUCCAGGACACGUACGCAGACGCCUCCAUUGGUAACGUAACCGGUAGCAACGCCGUUAAUGUUUUCCUGGGCAUCGGAGUGGCCUGGUCCGUGGCUGCCAUCUACUGGCACAUGCAGGGCCGAGCGUUCGAGGUUCCGGCGGGCUCCCUGGCCUUCUCUGUCACACUCUUCACCAUCUUUGCCUUCCUGGCGGUGAGUGUGUUGCUGUACCGGCGGCGGGCGCAUAUCGGCGGGGAGCUGGGCGGCCCCCGCAGCCAUCGCAUCUUCACCACCCUCUUCUUCCUCAGCCUGUGGUUCCUCUACAUCCUCUUCUCCAGCCUGGAGGCCUACUGUCACAUACAGGGCUUCUGAAGAGGGAGGGAGAGAGGGAAGGAGAGAGAGGGAGGGAUGAAGAGAGGUUACAGGGCAAGAGAGAAGGAAAGAAAGGAGGGAUGGAGUGAAAGAGGAAGAAAGAACAGACAGGGGAGCGAAAGAGGAGGAGAGGUGGAGAUAUACGCUUCCUCUGCAGCAGAUGGAGCAGCAAAGAUGGAAGUAUCUCUCAGAGAUUUGAACAGAUUCUGCUGGACCAGACCAGACCUUACUGGACUGAACUGAACUGGACUGGACUGGACUGGACUGGACUGGGUGGACUGAACCAGACUGGAGUGGAUCAAGUUGGACUGGACUGGGCAGAACUGAAUGGGACAGGAUCAAGCAUUGAUGCAUUUGACUCAACCGGACUGGACUGGACUAAGAUGGACUGAACUACACCGGGUUGGACUAAGCUUAAUUUAACAGAAUGGACUGGACUAGGGCAAGUCGGACUGGACUGAGCCAGAUUUAGUUGGACUGAACCAGCAUGAACCCAACUAGACCUAACAGGACUGGAGUAGACCAGGCUGGGCUGGACUGGACUACAUUAGAUGGACUGCACUAAACCAGAUUUGAGGGAUCUGGAUCAAACAGGCCGAACAGGACUGGAUUGAAUCAAUCUGGACCGAGCCACGCUCGUUCGGACCAAACCGAACCAGCAUAAACAAGACUAGACUGGAUUGGACUGGAUCAGACCGGACUGGACUGGACUGAACCAGACUGGAGUUCUGCUUUGUGGACUGAACAGGUUAGUGAAGAGAAGAGGAGCUCUCGUCCCUUCAGAAAGCGUCCAGGUUCUCUCUUGUUCUCUCUUUUCCGCCGUUUCGGCGGCGUGUGCGGACGGGACACACCGAGCGCAGCCUGAGCUUUUCACAAUCUCUAUUUUUCUCACCAACCUGCUGAGAACGACUCUUUUCUAACGAAGUAUUUUGGGAAAAAAAUAGACGACAAAAAAAACUACAAAAAGAGCCAAGCAAAGAACUAUUUUCUGAUCUACGUAAAUGGAUAAGAAUACUAUUUCAUCAGAAAAAAGGAAAAAAAAGAAGAAAUAUAUAAUAAUUACUGGAAAUCUGUUAUCGAGUGACAUUGGGGUGGACGCAUAACGUCGUUUCUUUUUUUUGUUUGCUUCGUUUGCUUGAACUCACAAGCUUACAGCACACACACACACACACACACACACACACACACACACACACGCACACAGGCCACAGCGACGGCACGGGGAGAAUCAGAUCACACCCUCGGCGGAGGAAGAGAGGAGACGGAGGAGAAGAAAACAGGAGAAAACCACACGUUUCUCAAACACUGCAUUUCCUCUGUGACGGAUCAGCCCUGUAUGAUUUCACGCUGUAUGAUAUGAAGUGCGCUCGUGUUCAUUAUCUCUCCCGCAGCACCCCCCCCUCCUGAGCUCGGCACGGGAUAGACAGAGCAGACAGAAGGAGGGAAUGAAGGAGAAGUGAAGGGAAGGGUCACAGAGAGGUCGUUUACCAAAACAAGACAACCUGGGUCGUUUUUAUUUUCCUUUAUUAACUCACGAUUUCUUACAUCACCCUGUUACAGUGUGAACAUGCCCACCCCUUUAAUUAUAUAUUUUAUUUGCAUACACGUUUAUGUUUAUAUACAGUGAGGUCCACAUUGAGCAUGUACAGAGCCCCACUGGUGACAUCCUGUAUAAAUAAUGUGUGGCCACAAUUAGUGAGGCGUGGGAACAAGAUAAUUAAAUCGUGGCCAUGACUUAGUAAGGCAUGGAAACAGGAUCCUAAUGCG
Messenger RNA from Pygocentrus nattereri (red-bellied piranha), 4982 nucleotides. It is a transcript of the gene slc8a3, whose product is annotated as solute carrier family 8 member 3. Gene Ontology annotation, molecular function: calcium:sodium antiporter activity. NCBI's taxonomy places the organism in Eukaryota, Metazoa, Chordata, Actinopteri, Characiformes, Serrasalmidae. Gene Ontology annotation, biological process: calcium ion import across plasma membrane; cell communication; sodium ion transmembrane transport. The record is from RefSeq and is a predicted model, not a curated record. Gene Ontology annotation, cellular component: axon; sarcolemma; postsynapse. Bases 447 to 3215 code for a protein of 922 amino acids. The transcript is spliced from 7 exons.